UCCUCACCAUUGCCAUAUUGAUGUAAGUUUCUUCGGGUUGCUUCUACAAGCCCAGGGGCGGGGAGGCCUUGUUUGGAGGGGAGGAGGGCGGCAGCGCAAAGCUCUAACGCGUGUCUUGCCGCCACUGUCGCGGGCGACAUGGGGAGAGGGAGAACGGAGAUAAAGAGGAUAGAGAACCCGAUCCAGAGGCAGUCCACUUUCUAUAAAAGAAGGGACGGUCUGUUUAAGAAAGCCAGGGAGCUCUCUGUUCUCUGCGACGCCGACCUCCUCCUCCUCCUCUUUUCCUCUUCCGGCAAGCUGUAUCAGUAUCACUCCCCUUCGGUCGCCAGUGCCAAGGAGCUCAUAGAACGGUAUGAGGUGGCCGCCCAAACACAGAUUCGGGGAGACCGUCGCUUGGAACGGAACGCAGAGAUGGAGAUGGUGGAGAAACUGUGCGACACUUUAGAGAGAGAGCUCAGAUUCAUGAAGGUUGACGAGGGACAGCAGUACUCGCUGCCGGAUCUGGGCCUUCUGGAGCACAACUUGGAGACGGCCAUCGGCAAGGUCCGAGUGGAGAUGGACCGGAAGAUAGGGGCACAGAUCCACAAACUCGAAACCAUGGUAAGAGAUCGCCAACAAGAAAGAUACGGUCUGUGCGACAAGAUUGCACGAGUGCAGACGCUUAGAGGCAUGGAAGCAGAUGGAUCUGCCUCUUCAACUCCAGGACUGGACCUGAGACUGGGUCUAAAUUAACCAGGGUCGAUGAAGCCAACUGAUGAGCUGAAAAGUUGGAACUCAGGAUGAUCUGAUGAUGUUGCAGCUUUCUGGCUGCAAUCGAGGGCAACAAGGAGAGCUUGUAAAAAUAUCUCAAAUUCAAC
Messenger RNA from Musa acuminata AAA Group (dessert banana), 857 nucleotides. Its product is annotated as MADS-box transcription factor 32-like. Lineage: Eukaryota; Viridiplantae; Streptophyta; Magnoliopsida; Zingiberales; Musaceae. The transcript has 7 exons. Gene Ontology annotation, molecular function: RNA polymerase II cis-regulatory region sequence-specific DNA binding; DNA-binding transcription factor activity, RNA polymerase II-specific; protein dimerization activity. Bases 139 to 732 code for a protein of 197 amino acids. Gene Ontology annotation, cellular component: nucleus. Gene Ontology annotation, biological process: positive regulation of transcription by RNA polymerase II. The record is from RefSeq and is a predicted model, not a curated record.